AUGUCGCACUUUCUCUACUUGACUCCACAAAUUCUUCUGCCUUUUAGCCCUCUUACUUCUCAGGAGUUUGAUCUGAUCAGACGCAAGGCUGGGGCAUCUUGGCAGAAUGAAACGAGAUGGUCAGAUUCUUCUCUGACAACCUACAAGGGCAGUUACCGGAGGAAAGAACUGGAUAAAUCCACAAGCAGCCAAUUUUGUUUGGAAGCGGGAAAGCAGAGGCCUGAGAGUCGCCAGAUGUCAUCGCCAAGGGCCUCUGCCCACAGCCCCACCCUCUGCAGGGCUGAUCCCCAAGACACUGCAGGUGAUAAAGGACUAUUCCCUCAUAUCACCAGUUCCUUUAAAAAGCCACAUGAUGUCAAGCACAGAGUGGCACACCAGAUUCUGUUUCGUGAUCUUUCUUCAGUGACCCCAAAUUAUGAAAAACCAUAUGUGAGAAUGAAAAAGCCAGCAUCCAAGAACCUGGUGAAGGCCAAUCAACGGACAGUCUUCCUGAGAUGUCUUUCCAGUGGGAAGCAAGCUGCAAAGGGGAUUGGAGUUUCUCUUGUAGUGUUCAAAUUUCCACCUGUGAUUGGCUGGGUCCUGCCUCUUGCAAACAAGGCAUUAAGUUCUCAGACUGUCCUCCUGGGGGACCCACACGGGUGCCUCGUCCAAACUGGUUACGGCUGGGCGCACACUCUUCAUGUGGCUGUUCUGGCACCUGCAUCUACUGUCCCCAUGCCCCCUGACAUGGCCCUCUAGAGCAGGGGCUGCUCUGUCUUGCCUGAUCAGACUUUCUUAAAGCCCAUUAAUUUUUUUUAA
Molecule: messenger RNA, 798 nt
Organism: Myotis myotis
Lineage: Eukaryota; Metazoa; Chordata; Mammalia; Chiroptera; Vespertilionidae
Gene: CUNH4orf51
Product: chromosome unknown C4orf51 homolog
Source: RefSeq, a predicted model, not a curated record